CUACUACAAAUCCGCUGGUGACGGACGACCGACAGUUGUGUGGACUAGCCGUCUCGGGACUCUGGUUACAACCUCAGCUCUUCGCAAGUUCGCUGGAGAUAACCCAACGACCACCAGAUUUAAAACCUCUGGUUGGCCUUCUAUAUGGUUAUUAAUGACUCCGAGACUAUUUCCGGGAGGAAGAUGCUUGUUUAAGCAAAAUUAGUGAUGAAUUGUCGCGAGUCACUUUCAUUGUCCCUCCUAUCUUGUGGUCUCCGGAUACCUAGAUGAGCUGCAUUGCCACCUUCAGUAUUGUCCUCUGAGGCAGUAUUAUCCAUAGUCUGUGUUUGAUCAACGGCACAUCAUCGAAUCUUUCCCCCGCAAACAUACAUCGAGCCUGCGCCGCACGGUCUAUUCUCUUGGGUUCCCAAGAGUUUAUCACCUCUAUCAAUUAUCAACCCACUUCUAUUUACUUGGUCGAGAUGUCCUCAACAACGACUAGUCCAAUCGCCAGUGCUACCAAUACCGACCAUAAUGGCGGUGGUAACAAUACUAGCCCCACAAGCUCACCGUUGCUGUUUUUUGUUGCUCUUGGCUUCGGUGUUGUUUUUACAAAUUUAUGGAUUAUUGUUGGAGUUAAAUAUUGCUUCCGAUACAACCAACGAAAUCGACAGAUGCGUGGCGAAGAAACAGGGGAGCCCAUAGAUCUUAUAGCUAUGCCUCGAACACACCGACGACGGCGAGAAAAGAGGCUGAUGAGCAUGGACGAGGUCAAUCAACGCUUCCCACUUAUUAAAUACAAAGCUUGGCGUUCGUCUCGCGCUGAUGAUGGCCUUUCUACUGCUGGUGAAAUCGCAUCACCUACUGGGGAUGAUCACAAUUUAGAGGGCGGUCAUGACCGGCUUACAAGUUCUCCUCCCUCCGCGACACCACAACUGAAGGAUAAUAGACAGCUGGGAUCUGGGAUGUCGCUAGCUGAAGAAUCACGACAGCAUGUUGAAACGCCGUUAACUCAAUCGCAGGGGAAGUGCCCAGUGGCUAUCGAUCUUGCUCGAGUCCAGACUCACGCCACUAUAGAGGAUGACGACGAUCUUGGACAUCAAAUACGUACCGCCGUCCCCGCCGAACUGCUGGCGAAUCCUGGCGACACAUGUGCCAUAUGCCUCGAUUCGAUCGAUGACGAUGAUGAUAUACGUGGGCUCACAUGCGGCCACGCCUUUCAUGCUUCAUGUGUUGAUCCUUGGCUGACAAGUAGAAGAGCUUGUUGUCCUCUUUGCAAGGCGGAUUACUAUGUCCCAAAGCCACGUGCGGAAAUGCACGACUCUGCCACCAAUGCAGAACGGACCGGUCGUCGUGUCAGUGUGCCAGCCUAUCCCCAGGCAGUGUUUCUUGGAGGACGAAUAAAUAGUCCUGGAUCUCCGCGAUUAUAUCCUCCAGCACAGCACGCACAACCCACAUACCGAACUGUCUUCUCUCGAUUUGGACUCUGGCAAAGACCUGAGGCUAGCCAUAGUCAUGAUUUCAAUCACGCAGCUGAAUUGACGUCACAGUCUGACCCAAGGAACAGCAGAGCUGGCCUAUUCUUUGCACGUUUCUUUGGCCCCCGAACUUCAACUCCGAGCCGUGCUGGAAAUGAGCUUGCGUCCCAUGCAGCAAGCACCCCGCAUCCGGGCAAUAACCGCACGCUUAGUCAACUUGAGGCUGGACCUACUGUCUGA
Molecule: messenger RNA, 1697 nt
Organism: Aspergillus homomorphus CBS 101889
Lineage: Eukaryota; Fungi; Ascomycota; Eurotiomycetes; Eurotiales; Aspergillaceae
Product: E3 ubiquitin-protein ligase RNF103
Exons: 3
Coding region: 462-1697 (411 amino acids)
Biological process (GO): ubiquitin-dependent protein catabolic process
Cellular component (GO): cytoplasm
Molecular function (GO): ubiquitin protein ligase activity
Source: RefSeq, a predicted model, not a curated record